AUGGAGCAGCAGGAGCUACACCUGUCCCUGGCCCUGGCGCCGGCGGCUGGACGCCGCCGUGAGGAGGUGGACGAGGUGCGUCUGUUCGCUUGCCUCUUCUGCGACAAGACGUUCCUCAAGUCGCAGGCGCUCGGCGGCCACCAGAACGCACACAAGAAGGACCGCGCCGCCGCCGGCUGGAACCCCCACGUCUACGGCCACGAGGAGGACGCCGCCGCCGCCGCCUCACUGGACGCGCUUGGCUUGUCGAUCCCGAUCGCUCCCCACGGCGUCACGGACGUGAAGGUCGAAGCGCCGGACGGCGGCGGCGCGCGGCUCUUCGCCGACCACGUGCUGCACCCGGGGGCGGGGGCCAGCAGCGGUGGCACGGUGGAAAUGCUCAACUGGAGGACGGCCUCCCACAUCUCUGCCCCCCCGGAGAUCGCCAACACCGCCGUCGCGCCCUCCAAUUCCGGCGAGGAGCUUGACCUUGAGCUGCGACUCUAG
Molecule: messenger RNA, 486 nt
Organism: Panicum virgatum (switchgrass)
Lineage: Eukaryota; Viridiplantae; Streptophyta; Magnoliopsida; Poales; Poaceae
Product: zinc finger protein 6-like
Exons: 1
Coding region: 1-486 (161 amino acids)
Molecular function (GO): DNA-binding transcription factor activity
Source: RefSeq, a predicted model, not a curated record